This is a messenger RNA of Ustilaginoidea virens, 1119 nucleotides long. RefSeq lists its product as uncharacterized. The transcript has a single exon. The record is from RefSeq and is a predicted model, not a curated record. Lineage: Eukaryota; Fungi; Ascomycota; Sordariomycetes; Hypocreales; Clavicipitaceae. Bases 1 to 1119 code for a protein of 372 amino acids.
AUGAAUAGCAUGGCGGCAGCACGCCCUACACUCGCACACGGCGUUGCAAAACACGCUCUUGGCAGGACAGCCACCAUUCGCAGCGUUCCAAGCUUUGACGGCUCCGAACACAGCCCGGAGAGCAAGCACACUGCUUUCAACGGCACCGUCACCUCCAACGCCGCCGUUGUUUCCGCCAUGCCGGGCAGCCCGCAAGACAAGUCCCCCUCGACGGUCAGAUUAAAGUCGGACCUGGCAGUGGACGCAGCGACGCCAAGCCGAUGGAAUGGCAACGACGUGCGAACAAUAGAGCCGCCGCCGCCGCCGCCCCAGCACGAGUCGUUGUCGACAUUGCCGGAAGAUGCGGACAACGGACAAUGGGACUCUACGGUCGGCAAGGCUGGUCUCGGAAAGACGGGCCGAGUCAUCAACAAGCUUGUUAGUGACAACGAUGCCUUGAAGCGUGACAUACAAAUCGAGCGUCUGCGAGCAGAGGAGGCGAAGCAAGCCGCGAAGCUGGUGGAAGACAAGAUGGAACGCAUGAUGUACGAGUACGAGAGCCGAUUGUUGGAAGCCAACGUGACAAAAACCCUGCUGGCUCGAAAAGAGCGCCAAGUCGAGUCGUUGACCGCAUCGGUCGAGUUGGAGAAGCGGAAAGCCCUAGCAGCUCAGCAGAGCGAGCGCAGCUGGAAGCACGAGCUGGAGCGGAUAAAGGGCGAGGCUGCGACUCGGGUCGAAGAGGCGACAAGCUACGCGCAGUUGAUGGAAGGCCGGUACAAUGCCAUUUCCUCUCACUGGCGCGAUCAAGGGGAAGAGGUCAAACGCGCCGUGUCGAGGCUGCGAGGAGCAAUCGACGCCAUUGUCGACGAGCGCAGAGCAGAUGACGAAAAAAUCACAACGCUCAGGGACUUGUGCGAACAGCAGGACAAUAACCUCAAGGAGCUGCGCGGCGAGAAGGAGGAAAUAGCCCGCCUCUUCGAACAGUACAAGCAAUUACAGGAACAGGACCUCAGAGACAUCAAAGUCAACGCGAACAAGAGGCAGGAAGAGCAGGAGCUGCAGCUGCAGGAAGCAAGAGAGGUUCUGCACAAGCUCAGAUGGGCAUUGAAUGUGAAGCAAAACGUAAAGGAUGCGCAAUGA